Molecule: messenger RNA, 762 nt
Organism: Parnassius mnemosyne (clouded apollo)
Lineage: Eukaryota; Metazoa; Arthropoda; Insecta; Lepidoptera; Papilionidae
Source: the annotation of a GenBank genome assembly
AUGGUGGACGUCACGGCGGAGACCUGCGCAGCUACUGUGGUGUCCGGCUGGAUAGCCCGAUUCGGCUGUCCUGCACUGGUGACUACAGACCGUGGUCGCCAAUUCGAAAGCCAUCUCUUCAAAGCUCUCACAAAGUUGGUUGGUGUGCGUCACUUACGCACAACCGCCUAUCACCCAGCUGCGAAUGGUAUCAUCGAACGACUUCAUCGCCAACUCAAGGCAGCGAUCAUGUGCCACACAUCAUCACAGUGGACGGAAGCCCUUCCACUGGUUCUCUUGAGCAUGCGCAACUCAUGGAAAGAGGAUCUCCAAGCUACUCCUGCUGAAUUGGUAUAUGGUCAAACUCUCAGCUUACCAGGCCAAUACUUAUCUCCAAUAGACGACUACACCACGGCAGACGUCACAGAGUACGUAACACGUCUACGAUCCUGCAUGGCUAAGCUCACUCCCAAGCAGACAUCAUGGUACACCAGCACGAUAACGCCAUUCUACAUACCACGGGACCUCCACACAUCCUCUCAUGUUUUACUUCGCCGAGAUCACGUUCGAAGCUCACUCGAACCACCCUACGACGGACCCUUCAAAGUACUGGACAGACAAGCCAAGUACUACACUAUAGACAUAAGGGGAAAGAGAAAUAACGUCUCUGUUGACAGACUAAAACCAGCGUACAUGGCCAAAGAAAUCAAAGACCCGGAACCCAAAUUCCCUACGGAAACUAUUGCCAACAAGGAGAAAAUCACGCGGAGUGGCGUUUCGUAA